UGUUGUAGACAUGAGAGCGAAAAAUCUGCAGUGAUCCGGCUCAGCGCAUCUCGUUCUUUUUCACUUCUUAUAGAUUUUCGUGUCGAUUUCACACAGAUCUCUGUCUGCAAUCUAUACUUAAUGUUUAGUGUUUAAUUUUUUCGUUGAACCGGAAGACCUAAAAGAAAUCAAAGUUCUCAAGGAGGUGACAUCUGGCUCCUGCACACCUGACUUCAUUGAAUGAGGUUUAACAUCAAUUAGCAUUUGUUUUGGUUCGAUACCCUGACUAAAUUAAGCACGCCCAACAUUCAGUUGGAAGCAGCUGGACACGCAUUCAUAUAAAUCUGCAGUCCAACGGUGACGAGCUGGCGCAGGUUGUGGGUUGUCCGUGGAUAAUGCGAGACAGUGGCGGUAGCCUGGCCCAGAACCGCUGGCAGGGUGACCUGGGUCUGACCGCUGUGGGGCAGGACGACACUGGAGGAGGUGGGAUUCCUGGGGACCACCUCAUCGUCCCAGUGUCGGGCCACAGCGUACCCAGCCCCAUGCACCUCCGACUGGGGCAGAAAGAGAAGGUGUGGACGGGCGAGUAUGUGGAGGAGGAGGAAGAGGAGGAUGGCAUUGUUAGGAUCAAGGCAAUGGGUGAUGAGGAGGAAGAUAACAAUCUGGAUGGCGAAGACGAGUUAGAGUUUGAGGGCAAGGGCUGGGAAAACGAGGAGGAGGAGGAAGAGGAAGAAGAGGAGGAAGAUGAAGAAGAUGAAGAGGAGAAUGAUGAGGAAGAGGAGCCGGAAAAUGACGGAGACCAGGCGCCGUUGGAGUGGGAGAUCCCAGACUUUCCCUCCCAGUCCAGCGAGCUCCCUCACUCACACCUACACCACCAUGGACUACAACAGAAGGCACAAGAUGGGGACGACGUCGCGGGGGCCGCCGCCGCCUCCCAGGCCGAGGGGGGGGACGUGUUCCGGCCCCCCCUCAGCAGGUACCGGGUUCAGAGGAGGCCCCGGCGCUGGCAGCGUUUGAGGACCCAUCGAGGUCUAGGCUUCCGGCUCACCAGGCACUGGAAGAGCUGGCGUCAGCGGGCACAGUGGGUCUGCUCCCAGGGGCUCCGCUACCGGCAGAGAGCGCACCACCUGUACGGCAAGCAGAGGAGGACAAAAAGGUACCAGAAGUCUCCGUACUCCGACGGCGAGGAGGACAGCAACGACGAGAUGUUCACAGACUCUGAGAGAGAUAAACAGAUGAAUGGCUGCUCUCCAGACAAGCCAGAGGACAGAGGGAGGCGGGAAGUGGAGGCCAAACCUGUGGAGCUGGCCCUGACUGAGGAACACAUGAGUUGUGUCACAGGGAUCCUUGAAGAGUCUCUACAGCAGUACGGCAGUUUGAUCCCCAUCCAUGUGGAUGACAUCGUGGAGAAGCUUCAGGACAUCUUCAGCCAGAGCUUCUCACAGCCACACAGGAAAGCCGUGGUCCAACACCUAAUACAAUCCUUCCAGCGCUCGUCGGGAUCCGCCCUGGCUAAAACAUUCAGAGUCAACUACAAACGCCACGUCCUCACCAUGGACGACCUCGGCACGCUGUACGGACAGAACUGGCUCAACGACCAGAUCAUGAACAUGUAUGGUGACCUGGUCAUGGACUCUGUGCCAGACAAGGUUCACUUUUUCAACAGCUUCUUUUAUGACAAGCUAAGGACAAACGGCUAUGAUGGAGUCAAACGGUGGACGAAAAAUGUUGACAUCUUUCAGAAGGACCUGCUGCUGAUCCCCAUCCACCUGGAGGUCCACUGGUCUCUGGUCAGUGUGGACAUUCCUCGCCGAGCCAUCACUUACUUUGACUCUCAGCGGACUCUCAACAGACGCUGCCCAAAGCACAUUUUUAAGUAUCUGCAAGCGGAGGCCAUCAAAAAAGACCAACAAGACUUUUUGACGGGAUGGAAGGGCUUUUUCAAAAUGAAUGUGGGUCGUCAAAACAACGACAGCGACUGCGGUGCUUUUGUGCUACAGUACUGCAAGUGUCUGGCACUAGGGCAGCCGUUCAGCUUCGGCCAGCUGGAUAUGCCCAGGCUGAGGAGGCAAAUGUACAAAGAACUCUGUCACUGCAAGCUCACCCUGUGACCCGCCGCCCGCCCGCCAUCUCCACCUGCUCCUUUAACAAGAUGGAGGGACAGUGAUACGACAAGACCGAGGGCAAGGGGAGCAAACGAUUGACUGGGAAAGAGAACAAAAACUAUUUUUCUCAACAUCCAGAGAAAUGACUUCUUUCUUCUGUUGUAGGUGAUGUCAUUGUUUCACUUUUUGUCUCUCUUUGCUUCCCUCUCUCCCCACCCUUUGAUAAAUGUUUUAAUUUCCAUGUCAUGGUUAUUCCUUUGUGGUUGACAGAGGCCAAGACUAGCUUCCGUUUUGGGAAUGUGCUAAUCUUCCAUCCCAUUGUAGACCACCGUUGUUCUAUCAAGAAGAUUUCAAUAGCGUACAGUCCAGAUAUAAACGGUUGAAGUCCAACCUGACUACUACUUUCACUUUUGGGUGGAGGGCAGAACGAAUUGAACCAGUCUGUGUAAGCUUGUGGUUAAUUAGUACUUGUGGAUGUACAUGCCUUCCAUCCAUCCAGUCCAUACAGUAUGUUGUGUUCAAAUCAUUGACACCCAACAUGAAACACACUCUCUACAGCCAAUGGUAUGUUGACAAUUCUAUCCAUCUAGUCAGCACAUAGCGUUUGUAAUGCAGCGUAACAUUUCCGAUGUUUAGUUGAAUUCAAGAGACAAUGGAACUUGCUAACUGAUGCUGCCAUAUUGAUGUCUGAAAACAGCAUAUGAAGAGCUACUCUAGUGCAUUUUUUCUUUAAGGAAAUCAGAAUUGACAUCCAUGGAACAGCCCACAUUUCAACCCAUGUGCUGGAAAAUUGCCCUGCCAUCACUCAACCCUAAAUAAAACAUCUUUAAUGUGGGAGACUGGAUCCGCAUCGUUGCCCAUACAAGCCAGAAUGACAUAUUGGCCCUGAGAAAGGGGCAUCUUUACAUUGCAUUUAUCUUUUUCUGUGUUUUAUCUGUCAGUAAAUGUGUUGAUAUGCUUAUUGCUUUAAACAAAUGGUGUUAAAAAGGAGGACUACUAAUAGGUUAUUUUCCAAGUAAAUACAAAACUGAUCCUCUGGUUAGUAUUUCUUUGAAAGUUUGACAGCCAUUUUGGUGAGGACCACGACAGCGACACAACAGAUUCAGUAUGUUCACAAUGGAGUUACAGCACCCUCCUCUUUUUUUUUUUAUAACUAAAGAAACAUUUUGUUGAUAGCGGUGUGUCUGUUUUUCUUUUUCUUUUGUUUUUCCAAACAGGAGAUGAUGCAACAGAGUUGAACGUUUUAUAUAUCUUCUACAAUGCAUUAUUGUUGCUAAAAAUAAAAAUAUGCGGCAAAAUUG
Trematomus bernacchii (emerald rockcod) is the source of this 3385-nucleotide messenger RNA. RefSeq names its product SUMO specific peptidase 3b (gene senp3b). The transcript is spliced from 12 exons. NCBI's taxonomy places the organism in Eukaryota, Metazoa, Chordata, Actinopteri, Perciformes, Nototheniidae. Gene Ontology annotation, cellular component: nucleus. Gene Ontology annotation, biological process: protein desumoylation. Bases 375 to 2090 code for a protein of 571 amino acids. The record is from RefSeq and is a predicted model, not a curated record. Gene Ontology annotation, molecular function: deSUMOylase activity.